AUGGCACAGGGGAUUCAGCUUGAUCGGGCAAGAUUCAGCUGCUCGAUCUGUCUGAAUCUACUGAAGGAUCCGGUGACGAUUCCCUGUGGACACAGCUGCUGCAUGAACUGCAUCAAGGUCCACUUGGAUGAAGAGGAUGAUAUGAGGAUCUACAGCUGCCCUCAGUGUAAGCAAACCUUCACACAGAGGCCUGUCGUGGUAAAAAACGACAUGUUAGCAUUUGUGGUGGAGGAGCUGAAGAAGACUGGACUCCCAAUUGCUCCGACUCCUGCUCCUGCUGAUCACUUCGAUGCUGGAUCGGAAGAUGUGGCCUGUGAUGUCUGCAAGCUGAAAGCCUUCAAAUCCUGCCUGCAAUGUGUGGCUUCAUUUUGUGAGAGUCAUCUUCAGCCUCACUUUGAUAUAGCACCUUUAAGGAAACACAAGCUGGUGGAAGCAUCUACAAAGCUACAGGAGAACAUCUGCGCUCGGCAUCAAGAAGUGAUGAAGAUGUGGUGCCGUACUGAUCAGCGUUGCAUCUGUUAUCUCUGCUCCAAGGACGAACACAAAGGCCACAACAAAGUCUCGGCUGCAGCAGAAAGGGCCGAGAGGCAAACAGAUCUUCGGGUGACUCGGCUGAAAAUCCAGCAGAGAAUCCAAGAAAAAGAGAAAGACAUGAAGCUGUUUCAACAAGAGGAAGACGCUGUUCAUUGCUCUGCAGAAAAUGCACUGAAGAACACUGACAAGCUGUUCAACGAAAUGAUCCAUGCCAUUGAGAAAAGAGUCUCUGAUGUGAAGGGGAAGAUUCAAACUCGGCAGAACACUGAAGUGAGUCGGUUCAGAAAGGUUCGAGAGAAGCUGCAGCAGGAGAUCACUGAGCUGAAGAGGAAGGAUGCUGGGCUGGAGAAGCUCACACACACAGAGGAUCACACUCAUUUUUUAUUGAACUACCCUUCAUUGGCAUGUCUGAGUGAAUCUAAAGUCCCGCCAAACGCCAAAGUCCGCCGCCUGCGGUACUUUGAGAAGGUCACAGUGGCGCUGUCAGAGGCCAGAGAUCGACUACUGGGAAUCCUUGGGGAAGAAUAUGCAAAGAUCUCCUCGACAGUAGCUGGAGCAGAUGUUUUAACAACAAAUCCACGAGCAGACCCCGAGACCAGAGCUGACUUCUUACAGUAUGCUUUCCAUCUAACUCUGGAUCCAAACACUGCAAAUACACACCUGUUGAUAUCCAACGGCAACAGAAGGGCAGCAUUCGUGAGAGAAGAACAGAAAUAUUCUGCUCAUUCAGAGAGGUUUAUGUAUUCCUGGCAGGUCCUGGGCCGAGAGAGUCUGAAAGGACGUUGUUACUGGGAGGUGGAGAGGAGCGGGGGAGGAGUUUUAGUGGCAGUCGCAUACAAGAACAUCAGCAGAGCAGGGGUCUUCAAUGAAUCCGUGUUUGGACACAAUUACAAGUCCUGGGCGUUAGAUUGCAUCGGAGAUAGCUAUGUGUUCAUACAUAACAAGACGAAGACGCCCAUCUCCAGUCCUCCGGGAUCCAGAAUAGGAGUGUACCUGGAUCACAGUGCAGGUAUUCUGUCCUUCUACAGCGUCUCUGAAACCAUGACCCUCCUCCACAGAGUCCAGACUACGUUCACUCAGCCUCUCCAUGCUGGACUCUGGCUGUCAGACGGAGCUGUUGCUGAGCUUUGCAGGCUGAAGUAAACAGGAGUUAUUGAGGAGAUCUGCUGGGGGACAGUGUCUGUUUAAUGAUGAUGGAAAACCUAACUUGAAUAUGUAUUGACAGGUAAAUUGCUUACUGCAUUGUUGUUUAAGUAUUAAUGGAGGUCUAACCACUGUUACCUUUGGGGAGAUAAACAGUUAAUUAUAUUAGUUUUAUGAACUUGCAGGUUUUUUUUGUCAAUGAAACCUGCACAGGUUCAUUUCAUUGAUUUGCAUGAUUCCUGGUCAUCGGGUGCAGAAAAAUGGACAUUUCCAUUUGAAGCGUAGUAACAUAAAUGUACAAAG
Molecule: messenger RNA, 1980 nt
Organism: Centropristis striata (black sea bass)
Lineage: Eukaryota; Metazoa; Chordata; Actinopteri; Perciformes; Serranidae
Product: tripartite motif-containing protein 16-like
Exons: 1
Coding region: 1-1677 (558 amino acids)
Molecular function (GO): protein binding; zinc ion binding
Source: RefSeq, a predicted model, not a curated record